AUGUGCUUUUUUUUUCUUUCUUUGGUUCUAUCUUUCUUUCUUUAUCUUUAUUUAUCUAAAAAAAUCAGGUCUUUUGAUCGUUAUCUAUUCAUCAUCAAUUUAUUUAUCUAUCUAUCUAUCAGUCUUUUAUUUUAUUUUAUUUCAUGUUAUCUAUCAUUCAUCUAUCGUUUUUAUUUUAUUUUAUCUAUCUAUCUAUCUAUCUAUCAAUCUAUCUAUCUAUCUAUUCAUACAAUAGUAUCUAAAACAUUGAUACAUAACUGCAUUUUCUGUUCAUUAUCUUUCUACUUAUUUUUUUAUUUUAUUUUAUUUCAUUUAUUUUAUUCAUUAUCUAUCUAUCUAUCAGUCUUUUUAUUUUAUUUUAUUUCAUGUUAUCUAUCUAUUAUCAUAUCUAUCUAUCUAUCUAUCUUCAGUUUUUUUUUUUUUUAUUCAUCUUCUAUCUAUCUAUCUAUCUAUCUUUUAUUUUAUUUUAUUUAUCUAUCUAUCUUUUUAUCUUUUUUAUUUCAUGUUAUUUUCUAUUUUAUUCAUCUAUUCAUCUAUUUUUUUUUUUAUUUUAUUUUAUCAUAUCUAUCUCUAUCUAUCUAUCUAUCUAUCAGUCUUUUUUUAUUUUAUUUUAUUUCAUGUUAUCUAUCUAUCUAUCUAUCUAUCUAUCAUUCAUCUAUCUGUCUUUUAUUUUAUUUUAUUUUAUUAUUCAUCUAUCUAUCUAUCUAUCUAUCUAUCAGUCUUUUAUUUUAUUUUAUCUAUCUAUCUAUCUAUCUAUCUAUCUAUCUAUCAGUCUUUUUUUUUAUUUUAUUUCAUUUAUCUCAUCUAUCUAUCUAUCUAUCUAUCAUCAGUUUUUUUUAUUUUAUUUUAUCUAUCUAUCUAUCUAUCUAUCUAUCAGUCUUUUAUUUUAUUUUAUUUCAUGUUAUCUAUCUAUCUAUCUAUCUAUCUAUCUAUCUAUCAGUCUUUUUUUUUUUAUUUUAUUUCAUGUUAUCUAUCUAUCUAUCUAUCUAUCUAUCUAUCUAUCAGUCUUUUUUUAUUUUAUUUCAUGUUAUCUAUUCAUUCAUAUCAUCUAUCAGUCUUUUUUAUUUUAUUUUAUUUCAUGUUCUAUUUCUAUCUAUCUAUCUAUCUAUCUUCAUCUUUUUAUUUUAUUUUAUUUCAUGUCUAUCAUCUAUCUAUCUAUCAGUCUUUUUUUUUAUUUUAUUUUUGUUUCUAUUCAUGUUUUUUAUUUUUCAUUUUAUCUAUCUAUCUAUCUAUCUAUCUAUCAUCUAUCUAUCAGUCUUUUUAUUUUAUUUUAUUUCAUGUUCUAUCUAUCUAUCUAUCUAUCUAUCAGUCUUUUUAUUUUAUUUUAUUUCAUGUUAUCUAUCUAUCUAUCUAUCUAUCUAUCUAUCAGUCUUUUUAUUUUAUUUUAUUUCAUGUUAUCUAUCUAUCUAUCUAUCUAUCUAUCUAUCUAUCUAUCAGUCUUUUUAUUUUAUUUUAUUUCAUGUUAUUUCUAUCUUUAUUUCAGUCUUUUAUUUUAUUUUAUUUCAUGUUAUCUAUCUAUCUAUCUAUCUAUCUAUCUAUCUAUCUAUCAGUCUUUUUUAUUUUAUUUUAUUUCAUGUUAUCUAUCUAUCUAUCUAUCAUCUCUUUUAUUUUUAUUUCAUCUAUCUAUCUAUCUAUCUAUCUAUCAUCUAUCAGUCUUUUUAUUUUAUUUUUUCAUGUUAUUUCUAUCUUCUAUCUAUCUAUCUUUUUUAUUUUAUUUUAUCUAUCUAUCUAUCUAUCUAUCUAUCUAUCAGUCUUUUUUUAUUUUAUUUUAUUUCAUCUUAUCUAUCUAUCUAUCUAUCUAUCUAUCUAUCUAUCAGUCUUUUUUAUUUUAUUUUAUUUUAUCUAUCUAUCUAUCUAUCUAUCUAUCUAUCUAUCUUUUUUAUUUUAUUUUAUUUCAUGUUAUCUAUCUAUCUAUCUAUCUAUCUAUCUAUAGUCUUUUAUUUUAUUUUAUUUCAUGUUAUCUAUCUAUCUAUCUAUCUAUCAGUCUUUUUAUUUUAUUUUAUUUCAUGUUAUCUAUCUCAUCUAUCUAUCUAUCUAUCUAUCAUUCUUUUAUUUUUUUUAUUUUAUUUUAUCUAUCUAUCUAUCUAUCUAUCUAUCUAUCUAUCUUUUAUUUUAUUUCAUGUUAUCUAUCUAUCUAUCUUUUUAUUUUUUAUUUUUUAUUUUAUUUCAUGUUAUCUAUCUAUCUAUCUAUCUAUCUCUAUCUAUCUAUCAUCUUCUAUCUAUCUAUCAGUCUUUUAUUUUAUUUUUAUUUCAUGUUAUCUAUCUAUCAUUUUCUAUCAUCAGUCUUUUUUUUUAUUUUAUUUCAUGUUAUCUAUCUAUCUAUCUAUCUAUCUAUCAGUCUUUUAUUUUAUUUUAUUUCAUUUUAUCUUCUAUCUUCUAUCUAUUUUUAUUUUUUAUUUUAUUUAUCUAUCUAUCUAUCUAUUCAUUCAUCAGUCUAUUUUAUUUUUAUUUCUAUUAUCUAUCUAUCUAUCUAUCUAUCAGUCUUUUAUUUUAUUUUUAUUUCAUAUCUAUCUAUCUAUCUAUCUAUCUAUCUAUCUAUCUAUCAGUCUUUUUAUUUUAUUUUAUUUCAUGUUUUAUCUAUCUUCUAUCUAUCUAUAUCUAUCUAUCUAUCAGUCUAUCUAUCUAUCUAUCUAUCAGUCUUUUUUUAUUUUAUUUUAUUUCAUUUUAUCUAUCUAUCUAUCUAUCUAUCUAUCUAUCAGUCUUUUUAUUUUAUUUUAUUUCAUGUUAUCUAUCUAUCUAUCUAUCUAUCUAUCUAUCUAUCAGUUUUUUAUUUUAUUUUAUUUCAUGUUAUCUAUCUAUCUAUCUAUCUAUCUAUCAUCUAUCAGUCUUUUUAUUUUAUUUUAUUUCAUGUUAUCUAUCUAUCUAUCUAUCAUCUAUCAGUUUUUUAUUUUAUUUCAUGUUAUCUAUCUAUCUAUCUAUCUAUCUAUCUAUCAUGUUAUCUAUCUAUCUAUCUCUUUCUAUCAGUUUUUUUUUUUAUUUUAUUUCAUAUUUAUCUAUUAUUAUCUAUCUAUCUAUCUAUCUAUCAUCUUUUUUUUUUUAUUUUAUUUCAUAUCUAUCUAUCUAUCAUCUCUUUUCUAUUUUUUAUUUUAUUUUAUCUAUCUUCAUCUAUCCUAUCUAUCUAUCAGUCUUUUUAUUUAUUUUAUUUCAUGUUAUCUAUCUAUCUAUCUAUCUAUCUAUCUAUCAUCUAUCUAUCAGUCUUUUUUUAUUUUAUUUUAUGUUAUCUAUCUAUCUUCUAUCUAUCUAUCAGUCUUUUUAUUUUAUUUUAUUUCAUGUUAUCUAUCUCUAUCUAUCUAUCUAUCUAUCUAUCUAUCAGUUUUUUAUUUUAUUUUAUUAUCUAUCUAUCUAUCUAUCUAUCUAUCUAUCUAUCUAUCAGUCUAUUUAUCUAUCUAUCUAUCUAUCUAUCUAUCUAUCUUUUUUUAUUUUAUUUUUAUUUCAUGUUAUCUAUCUAUCUAUCUAUCUAUCUAUCUAUCUAUCUAUCUUCUUUUUUAUUUUAUUUUAUUUCAUGUUAUCUAUCUUUUCUAUUUCUAUCUAUCUAUCUAUCAGUUUUUAUUUUAUUUUAUUUCAUGUUAUCUAUCUAUCUAUCUAUCUAUCAUCUAUCUAUCUAUCUUUUUUUAUUUUAUUUUAUUUCAUGUUAUCUUAUCUAUCUAUCUAUCUAUCUAUCUAUCUAUCAGUUUUUAUUUUAUUUUAUUUUAUGUUAUCUAUCUAUUAUUCUCAUCUAUCUAUCUAUCUAUCUAUCUAUCAGUCUUUUUUUUAUUUUAUUUCAUAUUUCUAUCUAUCUAUCUAUCUAUCUAUUUUAUUUUAUUUCAUGUUAUCAUCUCUAUCUAUCUAUCUUUUUCAUUUUUUUAUUUUAUUUUUAUUUCAUGUUAUCUCUAUUAUCUAUCUAUCUAUCUAUCUAUCUAUUUAUUUUAUCUAUCUAUCUAUCUAUCUAUCUAUCAUCUAUCAGUCUUUUUUUUUUUUUUUUAUCAUGUUUUAUUUUCUAUCUAUCUAUCAGUCAGUUUUUAUUUUAUUUUAUUUCAUGUUAUCAUCAUUCAUCUUUCAUCUAUCUAUCUAUCUAUCUAUCUAUCUAUCAGUCUUUUUAUUUUAUUUUAUUUCAUGUAUCUAUCUAUCUAUCUAUCAGUCUUUUUCAUUUUAGUUUUUAUUUUAUUUUAUUUCAUGUUAUCUAUCUCUAUCUAUCUAUCUAUCUAUCAGUCUUUUUAUUUUAUUUCAUUUUUAUCUAUUAUCUAUCUAUCUAUCUAUCAGUCUUUUUAUUUUUAUUUUAUUUUAUUUCAUUUAUCUAUCUAUCUAUCAUCAGUCUAUCUAUCUAUCUAUCUAUCUAUCAUCAGUCUUUUAUUUUAUUUUAUUUCAUGUUAUCUAUCUAUCUAUCUAUCUUAUUUUAUUUUAUUUCUAUCUAUCUAUCUAUCUAUCUAUCUAUCUAUCUAUCAGUCUUUUAUUUUAUUUUUUUUCAUUUUAUUUUAUCUAUCUUCUAUCUAUCUAUCUAUCUUUUUAUUUUAUUUUAUUUCAUGUUAUCUAUCUAUCUAUCUAUCUAUCAUCUGUCUUCUUUUAUUUUAUUUUAUUUCAUGUUAUCUAUUUUAUUUUAUCUAUUCUAUCAGUCUUUUUAUUUUAUUUAUUUCAUGUUAUCUAUCUAUCUAUCUAUCUAUCUAUCUAUCUAUCUAUCAGUCUUUUUAUUUUAUUUUAUUUCAUGUUUUUAUUAUCUAUCUAUUUUAUCUAUCUAUCAGUUUUUUUUAUUUUAUUUUAUUUAUUUUUCAUCUAUCUAUCUAUCUAUCAGUUUUUUUAUUUUAUUUUAUUUCUGUUAUCUAUCUAUUUAUCUAUCUAUCUAUCUCUAUCUAUCUAUCAGUCUUUUUAUUUUAUUUUAUUUCAUGUUAUCUAUCAUUCAUUCUAUCUAUCUAUCUAUCUAUCUAUCUAUCUAUCUAUCUAUCAUCUAUCUAUCUAUCAGUUUUUUUAUUUUUUUUAUUUUAUUUUAUUUCAUUUUAUUUUAUUUCAUAUCUAUCUAUCUAUCUCAUUCUUAUCUAUCUAUCUAUCUAUCUAUCUAUUUUUUUAUUUUAUUUUAUUUCAUGUUAUCUAUCUAUCUAUCUAUCUAUCUAUCUAUCAGUCUUUUUUUAUUUUAUUUUAUUUCUGUUAUCUAUCUAUUCAUCUAUCUAUCAUCUUUUUUUUUUAUUUUAUUUUAUUUCAUGUUAUCUAUCUAUCUAUCUAUCUAUCUAUCUAUCAGUCUUUUUAUUUUAUUUUAUUUCAUGUUAUCUAUCUAUCUAUCUAUCUAUCUAUCUAUCUGUCUAUCUAUCAUCUAUCUAUUUCUAUCAGUUUUUAUUUUAUUUUAUUUCAUGUUAUCUAUCUAUCUAUCUAUCUAUCUAUCAGUCUUUUUAUUUUAUUUUAUUUCAUGUUAUCUAUCUAUCUAUCUAUCUAUCUAUCUAUCUAUCAGUCUUUUUAUUUUAUUUUAUUUCAUGUUAUCUAUCUAUCUAUCUAUCUAUCUAUCUAUCAGUCUUUUUAUUUUAUUUUAUUUCAUGUUAUCUAUCUAUCUAUCUAUCUAUCUAUCUAUCUAUCUAUCUAUCAGUUUUUUAUUUUAUUUUAUCUAUCUAUCUAUCUAUCUAUCUAUCUAUCAGUCUUUUUUUUAUUUUAUUUCAUAUCUAUCUAUCUAUCUAUCUAUCUAUCUAUCAGUCUAUUUUCUAUCUUCUAUCUAUCUUUCUAUCUAUCAGUUUUUUAUUUUAUUUUAUCUAUCUAUCUAUCUAUCUAUCUAUCUAUCUAUCAGUUUUUUAUUUUAUUUUAUCUCUAUCUAUCUAUCUAUCUAUCUAUCUAUCUAUCUAUCAGUCUUUUUAUUUUAUUUUAUUUCAUGUUAUCUAUCUAUCUAUCUAUCUAUCUAUCUAUCUAUCUAUCUACCAGUCUUUUUAUUUUAUCUAUCUAUCUAUCUAUCUAUCUAUCUAUCUAUCUAUCUAUUAG
Messenger RNA from Acanthosepion pharaonis, 5928 nucleotides. Lineage: Eukaryota; Metazoa; Mollusca; Cephalopoda; Sepiida; Sepiidae. The record is from the annotation of a GenBank genome assembly.